Podospora bellae-mahoneyi is the source of this 3829-nucleotide messenger RNA. RefSeq lists its product as uncharacterized. The record is from RefSeq and is a predicted model, not a curated record. The coding region runs from base 1 to 3678 and encodes 1225 amino acids. Lineage: Eukaryota; Fungi; Ascomycota; Sordariomycetes; Sordariales; Podosporaceae. Gene Ontology annotation, molecular function: lipid carrier activity; ATP binding; ABC-type transporter activity. Gene Ontology annotation, cellular component: intracellular membrane-bounded organelle; membrane. The transcript has 2 exons. Gene Ontology annotation, biological process: transmembrane transport; lipid transport.
AUGGUCUAUCCCAUCCUGGCCAUCGUCACCGAGCGGAUCAUGCACGGUGCCAACUUCAAAAAUCGGACUCUGUCUGAGGCGGCUGAUGACCCAACUGUUGCUAUUCGAGCAACUGGUCUCACUAAAGUCUACUCUGGCUCGUGGAUCAGGAGACUGUUUGGCUGCGGUCAGAGAGGCAAAACCUUCAAAGCUCUCGAUGGAGUUGACUUGGUCGCGCCAAAGAAUCAAAUUCUAUGCCUCCUUGGUGUCAAUGGGGCAGGCAAGUCUACGACUCUAGACUUGCUAUCGGGGGCUGGAGCACCAACGGCAGGAUCAAUCACUAUUAAUGCUCGUCACCCUCGACUCGGUGUUUGCCCGCAGAGAAAUGUCUUGUUCAACCGCCUCACAGUCUUUGAGCAUGUCCAAUUUUGGCGCGAGCUCAAAGGCGGAUUUGAAGACAAACGAGCGCUUCAUGACCUCAUCGCUGCCUGCGACCUGACCAAGAAGACACACUGUCGGGCUGGCACGCUGAGCGGCGGUCAGAAAAGAAAGCUUCAGCUCGCCUGCAUGUUCGUUGGUGAUACGACUGUCUGUAUGAUGGAUGAGGUCACAACCGGUUUAGACCCCGUUUCUCGACGGACUAUCUGGAACAUCAUUCUGGCUGAGCGUUUCAAGAGAUCGAUGGUCUUCACAACUCAUUUCCUGGACGAAGGCGAGGUUCUCGCUGAUCAUAUCAUCAUCCUGUCCAAGGGCCAGAUCAAAUGUCGAGGCACCGGAACCGCUCUCAAGAAUCAGCUCGGCGGGGGGUAUCGGGUGAGCAUUCCCAUGAGUGGAAGCACGAUGGCGGACAAGCUGGACCUCGAUGCGCCAAGAGGCAUCCAUCAAGACCGGAUUCUCUACACGACACCCGACUCCAAGUCCGCCGCUCAGUUGAUCGCCAGACUGGAAGCAGCAGGACAGACCGACAUCCAGGUUGCCGGACCGACAGUAGAGGAUGUGUUUCUCCGGGUUGCCCAAGACGAUAUCGCUGCAGUUGAAGAGGACGGCAAGAAGGUUUCAAGAACAGCGGUCGACAUCGAGAAGACGGCAUCAUUCACACCGGCACAACAAUAUCAACAACUCAGCUUCGGCCAGCGCCCAACUUUCUUUCAACAAGUCCGCGCGCUUCUCCUCAAACGCCUUCUCAUCCUACCCCGAUAUUGGAUCGGGGCUUUCCUCGUUCUUGCUCUUCCGAUAGCCUGCAUGCCCCCGAUCAACGGGUUCAUCGCCCAGGACUUCACCCGGCCGGGCUGCAAGAAUCUAUACGCCGAACUCCAACCCUCGCAACAGUUCGAUCCUUAUGUUUCCCCUGUUUACAUGACAAGCUCCACUGGCCUGAGCUCGGCCAUGGGCCCGAGUUCGUUCACAGACACCUUUUAUACUGUCCUCAGGGACUUUCCCAUCGGCAACCCCCCCGCUCCUAACAUCAGCGACCAGUAUCCCGUAUGGAGUGAGCCCUAUUCUAUUGAUCAAUUUGGUGACGACUGGCAACAGAUGACGCACUGGGAAGACUUUUCGGCCUACAUCCACCUGGCACAUGCCAGAGGCUUUUCUGGUCAUUGGAACACAAAAGCGUUGUGGAUGGGUGGAGACGGUGAGCCCAGCCCGACGCUGGCCUGGGCAAUCGAGAAUGCACAACACCCCCCUAAUAUAAUGGCGCUUUUGAACUUGUAUUCUUCGGUAAGGAGCGGGGUCAAGAUCCGAGUCUCGACAUCGGCGGAGCCGUUUUAUGGCGGGGGCUAUGGUGAUGGGAGUUGGACGUACAUUCUCUACGCCGCGUUCAUCUUCACGGUGUACCCGUGCUUCUUCGCGCUGUACCCGGCCUUUGAGAGGUCGAGCAAGGUCAGGGCGCUACAGAUUUCGAACGGGGUGCGGCCGCUGCCGAUGUGGACGGCGUACUUUUUGUUUGAUCUGUGCUUUGUUUUGGUGGUGUCGAUUGCGUACGCUGUGACCAUUUCGAUGCAGUUUCCGGUGUGGUUUGGGCCGGAGUACAUGUUCAUUAUAUGUCUUUUGCAUGGCAUCACGAGCAUCUUCGUCAGCUACAUUGUGUCGACGUGGGCCGAGUCUCAGCUGUCGUCGUUUCUGUGGGCACUGGGAUUCAACUUGCUGGCGUAUUUUGGGCUGGCGUUGGCGUAUACUCUACCCUCUGUCUUGAGCGAUCCGCUUGUUGUACAGCGAAAUGCCGACAUUAUCUCCCAUGUUCUGGGCAUCUUUUUCCCAGCCGGCAGUUUGUUUCGCGCCAUGGCCGUCGGAUGGAAUUUGUACCAGCUCGGCUGCCGCGGUGAUUCGGACUUUCAAGCACCUGCUGGAUCGUGGUGGGGGUACGGCUUUCCCAUCUGCUACCUCGUUCUUCAGGUGAUUGCCUUUGCCUUCAUUCUCUGCGUUCUCGACAAAGACCUCUCUCUUUCAUUGAUGCCCUCACGGAAAGAGAAGACUUCACCCGUGACCCACAACACCGCUGCAACACUCCCCUCCCACCAAGAAGAAAAGCUGCAGCCCAGCCUCAACUCCACCCCUGCCGAAAAUGAGCUCCUUUCCAUCUCCCACAUCAGCAAAUCAUUCGGCACUAACACCGCCGUCUCCGAUGUAACUUUCUCCCUCUCCCAGGGCGAGAUCAUCGCCCUCCUCGGUCCCAACGGAGCAGGCAAAACCACAGUCGUCAACCUCAUCCGAGGCGAACUCGCCCCCGACAGCGGCCAAGUCUUCCUCCGAGGCGAGGACAUCUCCUCCUCUUCCUCGGCCAAAUCAACCAUCAACUCCGCCAUCGGGGUCUGUCCCCAGUUCGACGCCUUGGACCUCCUCACCGCCCGCCAGCACCUCCGCUUCUACGCCAAAAUCAAGGGCAUCCCCCCCAGCGAAACCGAACUCAACGUCACAGAGGUGAUGAACCAAGUUGGCUUGGCCCCCCACGCGGAUAAGCUUGCCACCAAGCUCUCCGGUGGAAACAAGAGGAAGCUGUCGUUGGCUAUCGCUCUGAUGGGCAACCCUGCCGUUUUGGUGCUCGACGAGCCGAGCAGCUCCAUGGACGCAGCCGCCAAGAGGAAGAUGUGGAAGGUGCUUAGUCAUAUCGCUUCUGUACCUGGAAGGUCGCUGCUGCUGACCACGCACAGUAUGGAAGAGGCUGACGCGUUGGCUACGAGGGCGGCGAUUUUGGCUGGGGGAAAAUUACUCGCGUUGGGAACGACGGAGGAGCUGAGACGGGAAUACAGUGACAGUGUUUGUGUCCAGCUGGUCCUCAGGUCAGCACCUACUCCUACCCAGAAAGAAGUCGAAACGGUGGAGCAAUGGGUGAGGGGGCAGUUUGGAGAGGGGACGGUGUUUGAAGGUCGGAGCUUGGGCGGGCAGGUGAGGUUUGUAGUGCCGAGUUUGUUUGUUUCGGCGGCGCCUUUCAGGGCGGCGACUGUUACUGGCAAGGACGAUGAGCGGGAUAAUGUCUCUACUGUGAGCAGCAAGACGGAGCAGCAGGUUGUGAAGGGGGGGGUGGGGAGGUUGAUUGAGCUGAUUGAGGAGAGCAAGGAAAGGUUGGGGCUGGAGGAUUACACUGUGGGCGCGCCGACGUUGGAGAGGGUGUUUUUGAGCGUGGUGAGGGAUAAUUUUGUUGAGGAGGAUGGGAAGGUGAGGGUGCCGUUUUGGAGGAGGUGGUUUGCGAAGGCUGCUUGAGGGGUGGUGAUGGGCGCGUUGGUGAUACCCGUUUAGAGUGGAGGUGUGGAAACAGAGACAAGAGUUAAAGGAUAGAAAAGCACUACAAGUAGACACUCUCUAGUUAUUUUCUAUGUAGCAACUCAUCAAGAAACGCAACAUUUUGUUUAUU